AUGAAAGUGACAUUGUUAUCUGCUUUGCUCAUCGCAUCUGCGUCUGCUGAUGACGCCUGUCUGAAAGCAGUUGGAUUGUCCAAUUGCCGAGCUCGAAGAUGGCCGCCCGCCCACGAGAGCGACUGUUCCUCAUUCCUACGAUACACUUCGAUCCCUUCUGCGACGACUGUGACUGCGACUGCGGAGCAAUCGACCGUGACACUGAAGGAUACCGAGACUCUGGGCCCGGAGACGGAUGAGGCGACUGCGACACAGUCCGAUCAAACUGCCACUACCAGCGUUACUUCCGACCCUGUGACCGUUUACGUUGCUGUCACCCCCACCAAGACUGUCACUGUGACUAUUACACCAGACCCCUACCUGGAGACCGACGUAAACACCAGGACAGUGGUUCAGACUGACGUGAACACUGUUACGGAGACAACUUACUAUGGCCUUCCCUCCAAGCGUGCAAUUGCCGCUCGAUCCACCAAGAACAUCAUCAAGCCAACGGACAUUCCCUCAUAUGCUGGAUCAUGCACAGAUGCUGAGCAGUACAGCAGCGCUUGUGCCUGUAUGGGCGUUAUAGAGACUACCAUCGAAGCAACUGGUUCUAUCGUCACUGAGACUGUUGUGCCCCAUCCUGAGACGGUUGUCGAUGUCCACACUGAAACCCAACCUGCGGUGACCAUCACCACGACCCUCCCAGCCAAGACUCGAACUGUGACUGUCACUCUCCCUGGACCUCAAAUCACCGAGACGACCACCGCAGAUGCCACCACAGUUUCGACCUCAUUUACCGCUGAACAGGAUACUAUAAUCACAACGCAGCAAGCCACGGAGGUCGACAAGACUACAUCAGUCACGACCAAGACCCGCUCCGUCGGACCGAUCUGCACCGCCUACACGCCUCAGAGCUCAUGCCAAUGCAAGUUCGAGGUUCUUUGCGACACAGCAGUUGACGUUACUGAGUCAGUUUUCUUCAGACGAAUAGACUUCAACACUUAUGUUGGAAGCUUUGAAGAGUGUAUGCAGCGCUGUGACAACAACCCGAGCUGUCAGUUUGGUGACUUUGCAGGACUUCCAAAUGGUGGUCUUUGCUCAAGCUAUAGUGGAAAUCCGGGAGACUCUGGCACUGAAUCUCAAAGCGGAACUAAGUAUUUUGAGAAGGAUGGAAAUGUUGAUUGCUCGUCUUGUUCGUCAUAG
Messenger RNA from Fusarium fujikuroi IMI 58289, 1185 nucleotides. RefSeq lists its product as uncharacterized. The coding region runs from base 1 to 1185 and encodes 394 amino acids. The transcript is spliced from 6 exons. Lineage: Eukaryota; Fungi; Ascomycota; Sordariomycetes; Hypocreales; Nectriaceae. The record is from RefSeq and is a predicted model, not a curated record.